AUGAGAAGAAAGUUCCUCCGCAAAGUGAUCAUCUCCGAGUCCGUCGACUUGGCACUGGUAUUGCCGCCUGGGACGACCGGCGCCGCUGCCGAAGCCAUCUCCACACGAUCUACAGCAGCAAGUGACGCGGCACUGGCAACGGCGGCCGAAGUUGGCGAGAAGGUAGCCGUGGGCGCUGUGACUUUGCCUUCAGGCUCCAAGUGUGCGCCCAACCUCAGAUAUCCCACGUCGGUAUCGUUUCAAUCGCUCAGGUUGGCCGAGCGAAACGUCGUCGUCGGCUGCCCCUCGGCGUCUCGCUUCUCCGAGUCCACGCUCACCGUGACCACGCAGAUGACCAACAGCAAAGAGCACUUGGACGCCGACGCCCCCGACUCCCUUUGGCCCCGGGACGCCAGCCACUCAGAGGCUUUCUCGGCUCCGGCUGGCCGCUUCCCGGCCAAUCCGGUCGGCUCGAGGCCUUCCAGAGCGGGACUCGCCUCCUCCGCCACUCCGUCUCAGGCACCAAUCAUGACUGGGCCAGCGGCCGGACUCGAACUCAGGCCCGCCUUCUGCCGGCCGACCAGCAUCCCCGACGGCAGCGGUCUCGACCGGCCGCUCUACGACGCCCGGCCCGCCGGCCGUCGGGCAGAACGAUUCGUCAUGGCAACUGCGAACCCCACGUCCAGUUGCACCCCGUCCGGCUUCGCGCCGAGGACCCUCAUGCGCCUCCACACCUUCGACUCGGCCACUUCAGCCCGCCCGUCUCAGGAAGCCCUGCUUCAAGACCCGUUCAGUGAAGCGACUGCCCUGCCGACCCAUACGCCGCUGCAUCCCACCAAGUCGUCCACGGCCUGGACGGGCCGAUUGGCCUGA
This is a messenger RNA of Protopolystoma xenopodis, 852 nucleotides long. NCBI's taxonomy places the organism in Eukaryota, Metazoa, Platyhelminthes, Monogenea, Polystomatidea, Polystomatidae. The record is from the annotation of a GenBank genome assembly.